CUGAAUGCGGAACUGACACCCAGCGUAUCUGUUUACAUGGAGCUUGGGACAUCGUUGAACAUCAUGUCUUUCAGGUGACACCUACGUUUAAAGUGAUGUGUGAAGCAGCAGAGAAGGACCUGUAUGCUGUCCUGGGAGCCAGCCCUUCAGACUCAGUCCAGCAACUCAGGCACAGAUACCAGCAGCUGGCCUUACAGUACCAUCCAGACCGUGUUGGCAGCGCAUGUUCAUCAGAAGCAGAGUCUGCUGUGAAAAAAUUCUUAGAAGUUGAUGCUGCCUGGAGGAUCCUCAGUGACCAGGACACCAGGAGGCAGUAUGACUUACAGAGGAGAGCCCAGGAGCUGAAGCAGGACUGGCCAGUGGAUUCUACAGUUUAUCUGGAGGAUAUGACCUGGGACCAGGGGGAGUGUGUGUACACAUACUGCUGUCGCUGUGGAGGAAGGUUUGACGUCUCUAUGGAGGAGGUAGAGGAGGAGACACAGCAGCAGGAUGAUGAAGAGGAACACAGAGGAGUGGUUGUUUGCUGUGACACAUGUUCCCUCAGUGUUUACGUCACAUGGUCAUCACAUUCAAAGACUCAAAUCUUAAAAUCUCAAUAAUAUUUAUGUGAAACUUUGAUGCUGCUAAGAUGGACUGUCAUUUUAUUAAUAUUUCCCUUCUGGAAGAGGCAGAUAAUUAUCAAACUGUUGUUUUUGGUCAUCUGAAGUGGACAGAGCAAGAGUCCUUCAACAUCCCGGAUACGUUCAACAUCUCCAUCACUUCUGUAAGGGGACUAUAGAGCAGGGACACCAAUUAAGUAACCUGACACACCAGAUGGAUGUGUUUCACACAUCCAUCUGGAAAACCUCCAAUUGACAGUGUUUGUGAAAGGGCAGAGCCUUUGAAAAGAAACUUGGAGGGUGAUUGGAUGAAUGUUUUGUCUGUCACAUCUUUACAGGCCAAUCAGGGCAACAAAACACAUGACUAUUAGACUCUUGCCAAAUCUGUUUAGGAGAAGGGCAAAACAUUGUUUCCAUAAAGAAAAGAACUCAGUGCUGUUCUUUGUUCUCUUUUUAACAAAGAAAUGUUAUCAAGUUCUGAUAAAACUGGCACUGUAGCUGGUUAGGGCAGUUUUAGAUUAACUAAGAGUGAGCAAAGGUAGAUGUUUAUUGUGUUUAUACACAAUGGCUCAUUAGCGUUAGUGAAUAGGAACGCUGCGAGCUCUAUUUUGAGGAUACAGAGAAACAAACUGUAUUUGGGCAUGUCCUACAAUGUUCUGCACACAAUCUGGGCUCUUAGUGAGGCACAAGGUUCUAAGAGGUUUACAUGGCUGAUUUCUGACUUUAUUCUGAAGUAGACUGAACUCCAUUUGGCUCAUUUACCCUCUCUCCUUUCAUUGUGCCCCUGAACACACACACAAAACUGUAUGGAAUAUGUCGAUCAUGGAUUUAAGUCAUACCUGCAGAACUAUCCCCACAACAUCGGGAACAAGCAGAAAGCAUCAGUCCCGUUAAAAGUUAAGAGAGACGAGAUGAACAUGUCCACAUAAGGCCCAUCUUUGUCAAUUACUAAAAUCUCCAGAAACACCAAUAGGAUCCCGUGUAAACAAAUGUUCAACAUGAAAUAAAGAUAGGCUGUAAAAAUGUAUCGACUUAUUCUCUCGACUGGAAUUCAUGGCUAUUUCUCAAUUGGGUACAUAAUGUUCACCAGACAGUCUGAACUAGCAUCAGUGGGCUCAUAACUCCAGUGAUCUGUUGUGAGAGUUGGUGCUUCUGCAUUCCUGUGAAGAACAGCUGGAAACUAAAGUUAUAACAUGGUUCUCAAAUAUGUAUAAGUUACUGAUCCUUAUGAAAAGGAGUUUAUAAAGCAGUUAACAUCAAAAUGCCACCAGCAAGAACUCUAAUGUUGUCAAUGGUCCAGAUACCUGUAGAAAUCCCACAUAAAAAAAUCUUUUUUUUGAACAUCAGAUUCAUUUGUAUGACUGUUUCUAACUACUGUGUAUCAUUAAAACAAAAAAGAUGAA
This is a messenger RNA of Cheilinus undulatus (humphead wrasse), 2002 nucleotides long. It is a transcript of the gene dnajc24, whose product is annotated as DnaJ (Hsp40) homolog, subfamily C, member 24. The coding region runs from base 96 to 599 and encodes 167 amino acids. Gene Ontology annotation, biological process: positive regulation of ATP-dependent activity. The transcript is spliced from 5 exons. Lineage: Eukaryota; Metazoa; Chordata; Actinopteri; Labriformes; Labridae. The record is from RefSeq and is a predicted model, not a curated record. Gene Ontology annotation, molecular function: ATPase activator activity; ferrous iron binding.